Perca flavescens (yellow perch) is the source of this 2594-nucleotide messenger RNA. RefSeq names its product protein NLRC3. The transcript has 8 exons. The coding region runs from base 108 to 2594 and encodes 828 amino acids. Gene Ontology annotation, molecular function: protein binding. Lineage: Eukaryota; Metazoa; Chordata; Actinopteri; Perciformes; Percidae. The record is from RefSeq and is a predicted model, not a curated record.
CUGAGACAAAGCAUGAAACCAGUUAGUUCCUGUUGAGUGGUCAGAGAGAAGAGCUGCACACACACACAGACAGACACACAGACAGACGACUGACUUCAGAUCAGAAGAUGAGUGGUUUGGAGGAAGAGGAGGAUGGAGCAGAGUCUGUAGUAUCUGGCUGUCUGUCUAUGAAGAGUGAUUGUUCCAAAGGAGAACCUCUACUCUUCAGUAAUGAACCUGGACCCUCAGACACAAAAGUUCAAGACAACAGACAGAGAGCAGAGUCUGUAGUAUCUGUCUGUCUGUCUAUGAAGAGUGACUGGUCCAAUAAUCUUCCUCCAGUCUUCAGUAAUGAACCUGGACCCUCAGACACAAAAGAGAGGAAGAGGAGUGAUUUUUCUGAGGAGGAGCAGCCGUCCAGAUCCAGAACCAGAGCUGGACUGCAGACAGCCAAUCAGAGCAGCUCUGACCAAAUGAAUGUUGGUCAUCAGAAACAUAAGAUCAGGCUGAAGGGGACAUUUGAACGUGUGACUGAAGGAGCUGAAACAGGAAGUAGAACCCUCCUCAACAGGAUCUACACUCUCCUCUACCUCAUAGAGGGACAGAGUGAAGAGGUUAAUACCCAACAUGAGGUGAGGCAGCUCGAGACAGCUUCCAAGAAGAAGACCCUCCAUAACUCUCCAAUCAAGUGCUGUGACAUCUUUAAAGCCUCACCUGGCCAACAGAAACACAUCAGAGUGGUUCUGACGAGCGGCGUCGCUGGCGUUGGAAAAACCUUCUCAGUGCAGAAGUUCUGUCUGGACUGGGCCGAGGGUUUGGAGAACCAAGAUAUCAGUCUGGUGAUUCCUCUUUCCUUCAGGGAGCUGAACUUGAUCAAAGAUGAGCAGUACAGUCUUCUGGAGCUGCUCCGUGUUUUCCAUCCAACAUUACAGGAGGUCCCAGCAGAGCAGCUCGCUGGCUCUAAACUUCUCUUCAUCUUUGAUGGCCUGGAUGAAAGCAGACUUUACCUGGAUUUCAACAACAAUGAGGCUGUUUCUGAUGUCACACAGAAGUCAUCAGUCAACGUGCUGUUGACAAACCUCAUCCAGGGGAAGCUGCUUCCCUCGGCUCUCGUCUGGAUAACUUCCCGACCUGCAGCAGCCAAUCAGAUCCCUCCUGCGUGUGUUGACAGGGUAACAGAAGUACGAGGCUUUGCUGAUGCCCAGAAGGAGGAGUACUUCAGGAAGAGAGUCAGUGAUGAAGAGCUGUCCAGCAGAAUCAUCUCCCACAUCAAGACCUCCAGGAGCCUCCACAUCAUGUGUCUGAUCCCAGUCUUCUGCUGGAUCACUGCUACAGUUCUGGACCACAUGUUGACUACAGACCAGAGAGGAGAGCUGCCCAACACCCUGACUGACAUGUACUCACACUUCCUGCUGGUUCAGACAAAGAGGAAGAAGCUCAAGUAUGCUGAGGGACAUGAGACGAGUCCACAGGAGCUGACGGAGGCUGAUGGGGAAGUUCUUCUGAAGCUGGGGAGGCUGGCGUUUGAAGAGCUGGAGAAAGGAAACAUCAUGUUCUACCAAGAAGACCUGGAGCGCUGUGGUCUGGAUGUCACACAGGCCUCGCUGUACUCAGGAGUUUGUUCACAGAUCUUCAAAAGAGAGAGUGUGAUCUUCCAGAAAACAGUCUACUGCUUCGUUCAUCUGAGUGUUCAGGAGUUUCUGGCUGCAGUCUACCUGUUCCACUGUUACACCAACAGGAACACACAGGUACUGGAGGACUUCCUGGGAGAAGACUACGUUGUCUUCCUGAUGAAAGUCAUGAAGAAAUCCCUUGAAAGUAAAAAUGGCCACCUGGACCUGUUUGUCCGCUUCCUUCAUGGCCUCUCUCUGGAGUCCAACCAGAGACUCUUAGGAGGCCUGCUGGGUCAGACAGACAACAGUCCAGAAACCAUCCAGAGAGCCAUCAACAACCUGAAGAAGAUGAACAGUGAUGAGAUCUCUCCUGACAGAAGCAUCAACAUCUUCCACUGUCUGACGGAGAUGAAGGACCACUCAGUCCAUCAGGAGAUCCAAGAGUUCCUGAAGUCAGAGAACAGAUCAGAGACGGAACUCUCUGAGAUCCACUGCUCAGCUCUGGCCUACAUGCUGCAGAUGUCAGAGGAGGUUCUGGAUGAGUUGGACCUGGAGAAGUACAACACAUCAAUGGAUGGACGACGGAGACUGAUUCCAGCUGUGAGGAACUGCAGAAAGGCUCGGAUUAUUAACGGUGCAUUCUCUGAGACUGACUGUGAAGUCGUGGCCUCAGCUCUGAAGUCCAACCCCUCCCAUCUGAGAGAGCUGGACCUGAGUUACAACGACUUGAAGGAUUCAGCAGUGAAGUGUCUGUGUGCUGGACUGCAGAGUCCAAACUGUAGACUGGAGACUCUGAGACUGAGUGUCUGUAACCUGUCAGAAAGAAGAUGUGAAGCUCCAUCCUCUGUUCUCAGCUCCCAGUUCUCUUGUCUGAGAGAGCUGGACCUCAGUAACAACAACCUGCAGGAUUCAGGAGGGAAGCAGCAGGGAGGGGGGGGGAUUCAUUUCCCCGAGGGGCCACAUGAGAAACAGGGACUGUUGUGGAGGGCCACGGACCAAUAG